Bursaphelenchus xylophilus (pine wood nematode) is the source of this 2815-nucleotide messenger RNA. The record is from the annotation of a GenBank genome assembly. Lineage: Eukaryota; Metazoa; Nematoda; Chromadorea; Rhabditida; Aphelenchoididae.
AUGGGUGUUGACGGCAGCUUUUCCGACGAGGAAGAGCUGGAAAGACAGCUGGCUGCGUUAAACAUGGACAAGGUCGGUGGGAAAGGUAAGAUCUAUUAUGUUUGUCUUGAUUUUUGGAUAUUAGGUCUUUUGGAAGGUGCGUUUGAGUUUGCAAAAACAAAGACGUAUGAUCAUAUUUGUUCCACUUUUAUAUAUUAUCGAUGUCAAUCAAUACUAUAUCACUUUUAUGAAUUUCAGUGAAAAAGCUCAAAAACAAAGCAUCAAAGCGACCAGUCGAUGAUUAUGAUGAUGUGGACGACGAUGAUUUAUUGGUGUGUGUUUAUACUUUUUAUGGAGUAUUUAGUAUACUUCGAAUCGUUUUUUUUACAUGACUCAUCCUUUAUGGAUUAUGAAGAAAGAAAUGGAGAUAGGCGGUGAUAACGUUCUUCGUUCACGUGAAAACCACCUUGCCAACUUGUUGUUGUUGUUUUUGCGAAAGUCAAAAUAUUUUGACAAUUCUUCAAUACUAUUAUUUUAGGCAGAACUGCAUGAACUUAUGGGAGAUGAAGUCCAAGAGCCGACUGUUUCGCAUAAACAAAGACGGGUAGAACAAGAUUCCAAACGUAAGUUGCUUUUAAAACCUUUUGUAUUUCUGAUGUUUAGAAGAAAGAGCAGCUGCAGUUAAGGAAAGACAAGUUAGUUUGGAGCUUAGUGAGCCAGAUGAUGAGCCUGGAGAUGAUGAAGAAGCCGAGUUAGCAGCCAUCAUGGCAGCUGAGUCAAAGUCUCGACCAGCUCCUCCUAAGCCAGCCCCUUCGCAUCCCGCACCUCCAUCCGGGCCAGUACAAGUUCAACCUCCACCUCCUCCACCUCGAGCUCCAGCUGGGUCUGAUGCAAAGACUGAAUCUACUCCGCAAGAUCCAUCUCCAUCGGAUCCAAAAACACUGGCAAAAGCGACCAUCACGAGGAGAAUGGCCGCUUUUACGGCCAAUGGAUUAGCCGCGCAUCAAGAUGGGAACUCCGGGUAUGCUGCGGAAUGCGCGGAGACUGUACAAAUGUUUCAACAAGCGCUGGAGAUGUGUGAUACAACCGAUAUUACCAUGGCUGAUCUGGAAGGAAUCCCAAAAACUCCUCCGCCCUACAAGGUAGUUAAUAUUUAAUUUUUUGAUUCUUCAUUGUUUAGAGAAAGAAUCAAGCUCCCGCUAAGCCGGUUCCCUUCCCCACUGGCCCAAUGUCCUUGGAAGAGGAGCUUCGCGCCCGGUUAGCCAAAUUUAAAUUCCUGGCAGAGGACUUCCAAUCGAAAGGAGAGAAUGUCAAAAUGAAAAUGAACCAGCGGUUGGGUAAUCAGAUCAACCAAGCGCUUGUCCGCCUUCAAAGAGGACAUCCAAUAGAGCCGGACAAACUCCCGGCUCCACCUGGAUUUGGUCCACUUAAACCAAUGUCCGAGUAUCCUAAGACAACUCCAAGUGCUCCGGCUUCUCAACCAGCUCCCCGACCAUCCCCGGUACCACAACAAAUGCAACCCGGCCCAAGUGCAACGCCAAAGGAAGUUCCAGUUAGAACUAGUCAGAUCCCGCCAGAACCAACACAACCAGCCGAAGAUAGCCCAGAGGAACAGAAAAAGGUCUUGGUAGAAAAGCAACAAAAGUUCAAGAAGGCUGCGCUGAUGUAUAAACAGAAUGGCGAUCUUAAUGCUGCAUCGAAAUGUCUUAAAGCCGCCAAAGUAAGUCAGAUUAUAUUAUACUUGGUGCUUCUUUCAUUACGCAAUAUUCCGCUUUACAUUGCAAUAUUCUGGGCUGUUUUCAUAAAGCUGUUACAGGCAUUAGACGACGAUAUCAAGCGGAUAACAGCUCAUCAACAGCGGUUAUCUUCACCUAGUGCAAUACCGGCUUCAAUGUCAGCCGUUAGUGUGUCUCCGGCUUCUUUAUUGAUCCCUGAUCUAAAGAAACAAUUGGAAAUGGCUGUAAAAAUGAAAACUAAACUUACUGCGGUAAAGAACACAAGCUCCGUUCAGAUGUACGAACGACUCAUUCAAAAGGUCCGGAUUGAUCUCCAAGUAUGCUCCCGAGUUGCCCAAGGCAACGAUGGACCUGUCUCGUAAGUUUAAAUGACCCUUUGAGCAAUUGCAUUGACGUCUCUAUGACAGCUUUAGAAUAUAAUAAUUUGUUUUAUAUUGGUUUAGGUUCAAGGUAACCGAAGUGAGGCUACCCGUUUUGGAGGCAAAUCUGGAUGUCCCGGCUGACAUUCUAGAACUCAAGAUAACAAAAAUAGAAUCGUUGAAGUUACCAGAUGGCUGGAAAGACUCGGAUGCGUCUACUUUUGUCUCUUACGACUUCCCAUUUCCCCAUGAAGCGCAUCAAAAAGGAAAAACGGCUAUUGUUUAUGGAACCACUGAACCUGGUAAGACUUUGUGGGUUGGUUGGAUAGAAGAAUGAACUUCUAGCUAUAUUGGGUGAUGUAUUUUAGAGUUUGAAGAAGUUUUCCAACUUCAAAUCAAUCGAAAAGCCAAACAACUCCAAAGAGUCCUCUGUAGAUACCCACUGAAGAUGUUCGUAUACCAAAAAGGAGGCUUCCUAAGGUCGGACAAGCCUUGUGGAGAAGCGGACAUUGUCCUGGAUGCAUUGGACGAGAACGCUAGCUUUAGUGACACCAGAGAUUUACUGAUCGGACGACGAAAAACGGGAGGGAAAAUCAGUUUUGAGGUAAGGCCUAUUUGUGAGCAAUGAAAACUGAUUACUUGAUAUUAAUCCAUGAUUUUCAGGUGAGGAUCCAGAAACCUCUGAAUGAACAGAAAAUGCUCACUCUUAAGCCACAUGUCUGGACAACGCUUACUCAAUGA